AACAUAAACAAUCAUGGUUUUUUUUACAAUGCAUCAAUGGUAAAUAGAAAAAAAAAAUUGGGUAUAGUAAGAAAUAAAGUCACACUUUCUUAUGGUAAUAAACGUAUGAAUAAUUAAAUCAAUUAACCUAAGGUUGGAAUUUGUAACAAACUUGAGCACCUUAUUAAUGUAAUACAUAAUUAUUUUCUAUUAUAGAGACUGCUCAGUUGUACUACUAGAACUCCCUCUGGUGGUGACUUCUCCAAGUUCGUUUAUGAUACAAUUAUAUGGAAAUAAAUAAUAAUAAUAUGCACAAUUGAUAAUAAACAUUAUUUUGUUUUUAAAUUUAAAUACAAAUGUCAAUAAUUUUAUUUAGAAAAUCGCAUAAUACAUAAGUUCUAAGUCCGUUGACUCAUUGUUUAAUUGUUACAAUGAGUAAUCGAAUAUGUUGUGUCGUGAACUGUCAUAAUACUUAUAAAAAUACAAAAGGCAAAGGUGUGGUCUUUUAUACUUUCCCAAAUAAAAAACAUGAACUACACAUUAAAAAACUUUGGAUUCAAGCUAUUAAACGUGUUAAUGAAAAUGGUGAUUUAUGGGAACCAAUUCGAAGCAGUCUAAUUUGUAGUUCUCAUUUUGUUGAGAAUAAGUGCUCAAAAGACCCAAAGAGUCCUUCUUUUUUUCCAACAAUAUUCCCAGAAAUAUACAAAAAAAAAUCAUCAAACAAUCAUCAACAAGCAGCUAGGUAUAAACGACAUUGUAACCGCCAAGAAAAUAAUGAUACUAUUGACACAAUUGUUACUAAUAAUAUUGUCACUAUUGAACCUUACAUAAGUAAUGAUAAUAUAAAAUCUGUUCAUAAUGUUAGCACUCAAACAGCUUUUGUAGUUGAUGACAUAGAUUUAUCCAUUUUUGAUUGUUGUUUCAUUGAUAGCAAUAAUGUUAAGACACAAGUUUCCAUACCAAAUUCAUUUAAUUCUUAUACUUUUGGUAAGCCUACAACUAGAGAUCAGUCUUGUGGUCUGGACACUCCAGAGCAAUUAAUACUUAAAUCAUUUCGUGGCUAUGAAUCUGUUAUGAAUGAAUCACAACUAAAGGGCUUAACUGGGACAUCAUUUCAAGUUUUUCAAUUAUUACUGAAAUUCAUUCCAGAAUCAUCACAUAGCACUGUAACAAGAGAAAAUAGACUAUUUAUCUUUUUAAUGAAAAUUAAACUUGGUAUAUCAUAUUCAGCUAUAAGUACAUUUUUUAACAUAAGUCGUUCAACAGUUACUAGAAUAUUUAAUGAUUGUUUACAUUCUUUGUCAAUUAAAACUAAAAACUUUAUUUUUUGGCCAGAUAAAAAUACUAUUUCAGCAACAUUGCCUGAAUCAUUUAAAAUAAAUUAUCCUAAUUGCCGAUGUAUUAUCGAUUGUACAGAAAUAAAAACUGAACAACCUAAUACAGUAGAACAAAGGGUAUAUAUGUACUCUGGGUACAAAAGUUGUUAUACUAUUAAAAUUUUAGUGGCAAUAACACCGAAUGGCAUGAUAAGUUUUGUAUCUAAAUGCUAUGGAGGAAGGACUAGUGAUUCGUUUAUUACAAACGAUAGUGGUUUCCUUUCAAAAUUAGAAUUGGGAGAUGUUGUAUUAGCAGACAAAGGAUUUCCUGGCAUUAAAGCUUCUUGUGAAAACUCUAACUGUAUUUUAGUAAUGCCUCCAAUUUUGCACCAUGGUAGAUUCACUGAAGAUGAAGUUAUGGAAACCCAUACCGUAGCUAGUGUGCGUAUUCGUAUUGAGAGAGUGUUUUCUAGAGUUAAAACACAUGGUAUACUAAAUAAAAUAUCCAUGGAUUUAAUGCCAGUUAUUGAUGAAAUUAUUCAUAUUUGUUGUGUAUUAACUAAUCUCCAAUUGCCAAUAUUAAAGAAAUAAUUUUAAGUUAUCUUAUAAGUACAGUUUUUUUUACAUAUUAUUUAUAACAAAUAUCAAUGUAAUAGCACAGAUUAUAUGUUUGAAUAAUAAAAAAAAAUUAAACCAAUGUAUAAGUAUUCAUUUAAUUUAUUCAGAUUUUGACAGUG
This is a messenger RNA of Aphis gossypii (cotton aphid), 2032 nucleotides long. RefSeq lists its product as uncharacterized. The transcript is spliced from 2 exons. Bases 411 to 1886 code for a protein of 491 amino acids. The record is from RefSeq and is a predicted model, not a curated record. NCBI's taxonomy places the organism in Eukaryota, Metazoa, Arthropoda, Insecta, Hemiptera, Aphididae.